GAACUCUGUUUUGGUUUAGAUCAGUUCCCAGCUUCUUUCUUGUUUGACAAUGUGAAACUAUUUGACAUUCACUGUCUCUGAGAGGUGAAAUGGCGCAGCGAGGAAUUCAGAUGGACCAGGAAAAACUCUGCUGUUCGAUCUGUCUGGAUCUACUGAAGGAUCCCGUGACUAUUCCCUGUGGACACAACUACUGUAUGAACUGUAUUAAAAGCUACUGGGAUGAAGAGGAUCAGAAGCAAAUCCACAGCUGUCCUCAGUGCAGACACACCUUCAUGUCGAGGCCUGCUCUGGUGAAAAACACCAUGUUAGCAGAUUUAGUGGAGGAACUGAAGAAGACAGGACUCCAAGCUGCUCCAGCUGAUCACUGCUAUGCCGGACCUGAAGAUGUGGCCUGUGAUGUCUGUACUGGGAGAAAGCUGAAAGCUGUCAAGUCCUGUCUGCAGUGUCUGGUGUCUUACUGUGAGCAGCACCUCCAGCCUCACUAUGAAUCCCCUGCCUUUGAAAAACACAAGCUGGUCGACCCCUCCAAGAAGCUUCAGGAGAACAUCUGUACUCGUCACAACAAGGUGAUAGACAUUUUCUGCCGCACUGAUCAGCAGUGUAUCUGUUAUCUGUGCUUCAUGGAUGAACAUAAAGGCCACGACACAAUUUCAGCUGCAGCAGAACGGACUGAGAGGCAGAAAGAGCUCGAGGUGAGUCGACAAAACAUCCAGCAGAGAAUCCAGAACAGAGAGAAAGAUGUGACGGUCCUUCAGCAGGAGGUGGAGGCUAUCAAUCACUCUGCUGAUAAAGCAGUGAGGGACAGUGAGAAGAUCUUCACAGAUCUGAUCCGUCUCAUUGAGAAAAGUAGCUCUGAUGUGAAGCAGCACAUCAGAUCUCAGCAGAAAACUAAAGUUAGACAAGUCAAAGAGCUUCAGGAGAAGCUGCAGCAGGAGAUCACUGAUCUGAGGAGGAAAGACACUGAGCUGGAGAAGCUCUCACACACAGAGGACCACACCCAGUUUCUACAGAGCUACCCCUCACUGUCACAUCUCACUGACUCUAAAGACUCAUCCAGGAUCAAUAUCCGCCCUGUGCGACACUUUGAGGAUGUGACUGCAGCUGUGUCAGAGGCCAGAGAUAAACUACAGGACUUUGUUAGUGAUGUGUGGACCAAGAUCUCACUGACAAAGACUGAAGUGGAUGUUUUGCUGGCACAACCUCAGCCCAAGACCAGAGCUGAAUUCUUACAGUAUUCACGUCAGAUCACACUGGAUCCAAACACAGCAGGCAGAUGGCUCAAAUUAUCUGCAAGGAAGAGAAAAGCAACAGUGAGAGGAUCAAUUUUAGCGCUAGCUUUCAACAGUAGUUUUCAGGUCCUGAGCAGAGAGAGUCUGACUGGACGAUGGUACUGGGAGGUGGAGUGGAGUGGUGGAACAGUUUCAGUAGCAGUCACAUCUGCACAUAGGAGAAGACCAGUAUAUGAAACUGGAUUUGGGAACAGUGACACAUCUUGGGCAGUAUAUUGUUUGAAUGAUUCUUAUCAAUUCAGACAUAACAACAUCAGCACUCCCAUCUCAGGCCCUCAGUCCUCCAGAGUGGGAGUGUACCUGGAUCACCCUGCAGGUAUUUUGUCCUUCUACAGCGUCUCUGACACCAUGACUCUCCUCCACAGAGUCCAGACCACAUUCACUCAGCCUCUCUAUGCUGGACUUGGUGUUUAUGGUUAUGAUUCCUCUGCUGAAUUGUGUGAUCUCAAGUAGACAGGUGUUAUAAACAAGACAAAGGCUGAGAAUCUACUUUUAGGUAGUAAAUUUACUCUCCAUCUUUGUUGUUCAGCUCUCUGUGCUGUGAUGGUUCUGCACUGAACAGUCACUCAAACAGUGUGGGUAUAUGUAGAUAUAUGUAUAUCAAGCAUAUAUGUAUAGAACUUAAAUAUCAGAUGAACAGAAAUGAACAGAAUCUAUAAGUGUGGGGGUUUUCUUUUAAAAUCUGUUAAGUAAAAUAAUAUUGUGGAGUUUUGUUUUUUUUUCAGAUAAUGUUUGUAUAGUGGGAAACUUUGA
Molecule: messenger RNA, 2042 nt
Organism: Epinephelus moara (kelp grouper)
Lineage: Eukaryota; Metazoa; Chordata; Actinopteri; Perciformes; Serranidae
Product: tripartite motif-containing protein 16-like
Exons: 2
Coding region: 90-1742 (550 amino acids)
Molecular function (GO): protein binding; zinc ion binding
Source: RefSeq, a predicted model, not a curated record